Molecule: messenger RNA, 1256 nt
Organism: Acinonyx jubatus (cheetah)
Lineage: Eukaryota; Metazoa; Chordata; Mammalia; Carnivora; Felidae
Product: skin secretory protein xP2-like
Exons: 2
Coding region: 13-1194 (393 amino acids)
Source: RefSeq, a predicted model, not a curated record
CACCUGACGAACAUGUUCUCCUGUUGUGUGCCCGUGUCCCGCGGCUGUCGGCUCGGGGGAGCCCGCGGCCGCGACCCUUCCCGACCCUGGAGACAGUGGGUCAGGUCGUCCACAGGACGCCUCAGGUCUCUAGCUCGCAGGGACCCAAAGAAAUCAACCGAUGAACUCGGGAGGCGACUGUCGGAAUCCCGAUUCACCUGUCCUACAGAGUUGUGCGAGUGCCCCGUCGCCCAGGAGGGCCACCCUGGACCCAGGGAGAGAGUGGCUGCACGGAGGUCUCGGGAAGCAGGGCCUGGAGUUGGCCUGAGAAGGCCUCCUUCACCGCCCUGGCCCCUCCACAGGGUCCUGGUUCACCGGUCCUGGGAUGAGGACCCGGAGCCCCUGGAGCCAGAGCCCGAGGGUGAGAAGGCUGGGGUGGGAGAUGUGUGUUCACGGGGCCCGGGCGGUGCUGGGCCACCCAGGGAGGAGCCCCCGGGGGCUGGUGUGGGGCCAGGAGCAGAGACUGAGAGCCCCGGGCUGCGGCCUGCAGGGGGGCAGGGGUCCUGGUGUGGGUUCCUGGCCGCGGCUUCUCGGGGAGGCUCUGGGGUGAGCUGUGUCUCUGCAAAGGCCCCUGGAGAGGCUGGCGCUGGUGUGAGGUGGGACCUUCCCUCUUCUCACCCUGACGCCUUGGAGCCACUGCAACCAUCACUCUGUUUCCUUCUCAAGAGUCCGGGGCAGGAGCAGAAGCCGGUGCGGCUCCAGAGCCCGACCCAAGGGCAUCGGGGUCCUCGGAGCCUCUGCAGGCAGGGGUGGAGUCUGGAGCGACUCCUGCAGGGGCCUGGGAGCCAGCAAGUGACCUGGGACCUGUGCGGGGACAGCAGGCAACUGAGCAGAGUCAGCUGGGUCCUGCUUCUGCUCCCGCUUCUCCUGGUUCCACCGUUCCUGCCUCUGAUCCCAACACUGUUCCUGCCACUGCCGUUCUCCCCGCCCCUGCCCCCGCCCCUGUCAACGCCCUUCUCCCUGCCCCUGCCCCCGCCCUUGCUCCCACAUGGAUGCCAGUCACAAAUCAAGGGCCUGAAGGCCUACACGGGGUGUUUACUUUACUUUACUUUUGUUAUAUUUUAUUUCAAAUUUAUUCUCCAAUCCCUGACCCCGACCCCCCACCAGAAUAUCUCUUCCUCUUCUCCCUUAUACUUUUUCUCUUCUACUUUUUAGCUGUUACUUUAUUUGUUCAUUAGUUAUAAUCUAUAGUAAUCUUCAAUAAAAAGUUUUAUUUA